Molecule: messenger RNA, 3229 nt
Organism: Biomphalaria glabrata
Lineage: Eukaryota; Metazoa; Mollusca; Gastropoda; Planorbidae
Product: alpha-1,3-mannosyl-glycoprotein 2-beta-N-acetylglucosaminyltransferase-like
Exons: 12
Coding region: 278-1570 (430 amino acids)
Biological process (GO): protein N-linked glycosylation
Cellular component (GO): Golgi apparatus
Molecular function (GO): alpha-1,3-mannosylglycoprotein 2-beta-N-acetylglucosaminyltransferase activity
Source: RefSeq, a predicted model, not a curated record
UUAGAUAGAUGUGAAUCUAUAUUUGAUUGGCCCUAACACUUAAGCACAGCAGGAUAACAGUCAUUUUUGGCCAUAAUGUUUGGGAUAUCUGUCUGAAUUCACCUGAUAUGAACUGAGUUGGAGGUUUUCCAGCCCUGGUUUGGCUUUGAAUCUAGUUAUUGUAAUUUUUGUGCACAGAUGCAAAGGUUUCAAGUUUAGAGCUCACACUGACUGUCUAGUGAGGUCUCAAGUAUGAAGUAAAGUAACCUUGCCAAGCCUUACUGCAAGGCUAAUCAGCAUGAGGAUUAAAAGGCUGCAUUUCUUGCUGCUGUUUGGGAUUGUCUUUCUGCUAUGGAACUUUAUCACAUACUACACUAUUGUUACAAAACCAAAGGGUGCUGACAAAGAGAGAGAAUUGACAGAGAGGCUGAUGUCACUGGAAAGAGAAAUGGGUAAGCAGUUGGCCGAGAACAAAAAACUGCUGGAGAGUCUGAAGCUUCUGAAGGACAUAAAAGACAAAAAAGUGUACCGCUCUGGAGAGUAUCUUGGCACCAAAGACGGUGUUCUUCCCAUUCUGAUGAUUGCAUGUGACAGAGUAACAGUCAACAGAGCCUUGGAUCAACUGUUGAAAUAUCGCCCUUCUGCUGCAAAGUUCCCGAUAAUUGUAAGUCAAGACUGUGGCCAUGCUCCGACUGCUGAGGUGAUACAGAAAUACGUGGUGUCUCAUAAUAUAACACAUUUGAAGCAACCUGACUUGCGAGAAAUAGUCCUCGGAACUCCACAGAAGAAGUUUUUGGGUUACUACAAGAUUGCAAGGCAUUACAAGUGGGCACUUAACCAGAUAUUUGUUACUUUCAACUAUUCAGCAGUCAUCAUUGUGGAAGAUGACCUGGAUAUAUCCCCAGACUUUUUUGAAUACUUCUCUGCUACAUAUCCCAUCUUACAACAAGAUCCUCUGUUGUGGUGUGUGUCAGCUUGGAAUGACAAUGGCAAAGAUGGAAUGGUUUCUGAAGAAGCAGAUCUUUUAUAUCGAACAGACUUUUUCCCAGGUCUGGGUUGGAUGAUAGAAAAGAAAAUUUGGAUGGAGCUGAGUACCAAGUGGCCUGAAACAUUCUGGGAUGAUUGGAUGCGGCAUCCUGAACAAAGGAAAGGGAGAGAAUGUAUACGUCCAGAGAUAUGCCGAACUAGUACUUUUGGCAAGAAGGGUGUUAGCAAGGGACUGUACUUUGACAAACAUCUUAAGUUUAUAAAGCUCAACUCGGAGUUUGUUCCCUUUACCAAAAUGGAUCUUUCUUACCUUUCAAAAGCCAAAUAUGAUGAGAUGUUUAUUAAGAAAGUGUAUAGUUCUCCUCUCCUAACUGGCCAACAAGUCAAGAGCGGAGAGCAGCCUCAGGACAAAGUUGUCCGAGUGGAAUAUAACGGCAAAGAUAGUUUUAAAAAGUUGGCCAAAUUGUUGGGUAUCAUGGAUGACUUUAAGGCUGGUGUACCUCGGGCAGCCUACAGAGGUGUCGUCAGCUUCAUGCUAAAUGGGAGAAGAGUGUUUUUAGCACCUCCACCAGGUUGGACAGGCUAUGACACGACCUGGAGCUGACCCUAUUAACUGAGUUCAUUUUAUAGUAUCACUGUAUUUGUUUGUCAUUGGCUAAAGUGAUGUGUGUAUAGCGGGCCUCAAUGGUCUGGUUGUGACGGUAUGUAAGAAUACCAAUGCAUUUAUUGUAUUUUUUUUUUUUAAUGAUUUCUAUUGUAUCAGUUCUAUUUCUCUAAUUGUUCAAAGAUUUGCUAUAAUUAGGAAAAAUGAGAUUUGAAAACGGUUUGUCUAGAUUCUAUUUCUUGUCCAAUUUGUGUGUGUGCAUGAAGCUAAUUUAACCAAGUGUGAAAGACAAGUUGUUGUUUUUUCUUUUAAGAAUGUUAUUUUUUGUUCCAGACAUUUUUGUAUGUUUAUGUUUUCAUUAUGCUGUUUGAUUCUUGAAUAAUUUGUGAUACAAAAAAAUGCAUUGAUAAUGUAUAUGAUAACCUGUUGAGCUUUGUGUAUAAUUGAAAAGUCAUGGUGUUCGAAUGGUUAGUGUUUGGUUGCAGCUGUAUUUAAUUGAGUGACUGGUUUGUUUUUUUUCCCCAAAGAUCAUACGCAGUUCCUUGAUAUCACCAUUCACUGUAAGCUGGCAUUGUCGCUCACUGUAUGUUGAUAUCAUCUCUAACUAUUAACUUUGUAUGUUGAUUUCCUCGCUGUAUGUUGAUAUCUUCACUCGCUGUAUGUUGAUAUGGGCACUCAUUGAAUGUUGAUAUUGAUACCCAUCGAAUGCUGAUAUCAACACUCACUGCAUGUUAAUAUGACAAAUCUUUAAACAUGUACGUUGAUAUCACUUCUUUUACAUUAUUGUUCUCUACAAAUGUGUACCUGAUGGGUAAUGUUGUGCCGCUAUCGGCUGAGGCAAACCAAAUGUUGCACCCAGACUACAAAAACUGUUUGCCGAAGAUCUUCCAUAUUGGUGUUACAUAAUUUUGUUAUGCCGUUAGUCUUCUGUCUCCUGUUGGACAUUCAUAAAUAUAUAUAUAUAUAUGUGUAAAUAAAUCAAAUGCCAAAUUUUUACAUUGCUGACUGAAUGAAAUUGUUGACAUUGUCACGGAAAAAAUGCCAAGGUCACCGUAAAGAAAAUUUUUUUAAAAUCAUGAACAUUUCUUCUUUUCUUCUAAUGUUCAAAACUUAGUUUUUAAAGUAUGAAUUUUUAAAAAACUAUUUUUGGAAACUGAAAGUACAAAAUUUAUUUCUUUAAAAUUAUGUAAAAUCUAGUCGAAUGUUUUGAUUUCUGUGGAUAACCUUUUUUUUUUUGUUUUCUCCAUUAUAGUAUUGUAUUGACAAUAUAUAGAUAAAAUGAUAGAAUUGCCGCUAAAGAGUUCUUACUAGCGCAUGAAGUUUAAGCAGUAAUCCUUUUCUCCAUCAGGCACAUGUUGUUUUAGAGUUUUCUUUGUUUGUGUACAUUUGUCAUGCUCCCUUUGGCUUCCAAAAACAAAGGUGGACAUCAAUUUCAGAAAGAUUCUAUGAUAGGCAGCACUUUGCAUUACAGCGUCUGACGAGUCUUUUUGUCGAGGCUUAAGACUUUGGUCCGAGUGGUUCUUAAUUUGAGUCCUGCUUGUCCUUUUAUUUCUCCUAUCCUGCAGGUUUGGAAUAGGGUGUAAUAACCUUUUUUUCUAAUUUUUUUAAGGGAAUUAGAAAAAAAAAAAAAAAUAUAUAUAUAUAUAUAUAUAUAUAUAU